Molecule: messenger RNA, 1668 nt
Organism: Gossypium raimondii (Peruvian cotton)
Lineage: Eukaryota; Viridiplantae; Streptophyta; Magnoliopsida; Malvales; Malvaceae
Exons: 7
Coding region: 161-1372 (403 amino acids)
Source: RefSeq, a predicted model, not a curated record
UUAUUAUUGCACAAAUUGCAAUUUACUGCCAAGAAAUAUAAACCCCAUUAAAUUUAACCCACAAAAAUAAAGUUCCCGAUUCAAAGUUUUCCCGGAAAAUUUGGAUUCAAGGGAAAAAAAAUAGUAGUAGUUGAAAUCGGAGAGUGUUGAAAAAGAUAAAAUGAUGGGCGGUGGAAGUGUGUACUGGGGAAGGAAAGAAAAGAGUAAACGAGUGAAGGGAAUAGUGGUGAUGUUUGCUUGGGUUUCGAUUCACGAGAAACACCUUUUGAAUUACGUGGAUUUAUUUUCCUCCCUCGGUUGGAAUUCCCUCGUUUCUCGUGCCGAUUUUCUCAACGUGUAUUAUCCUGAUAGGGCAAUGUCCUUGGCAUUUGUUCUUCUAAAUGAGCUUAUUGAGGAGCUAAAGAUUAGAACUUGUCCUGUAGUAUUUGUUGCUUUCUCUGGCAGUCCAAAGGCUUGUAUGUACAAGGUUUUUCAGAUUAUUCAAGGAAUAGGUGAAGCUCAGCUUAAUCUGGAUGGGAGCCACUUGGUUAGAAAUUGCAUUUCGGGACAAAUCUAUGAUUCUAGCCCCGUAGAUUUUGCAAGUGAUCUGAAUGCACGAUUUACUUUACAUCCCUCCAUACGUAAAAUGCCUGGACCUUCAAAGCUCGUUUCUUGGAUUGCUAAAGGCGUUGCUUCUGGUUUGGAUGGUCUCUAUCUUACUGGCUUCGAGUCGCAACGUGCCGAGUAUUGGCAGACCCUUUACUCAUCAGUUGACUUGGAUGCUCCAUACCUUAUUUUAUGCUCGGAGAAUGAUGACCUUGCCUCGUAUCCAGUUAUCAACAAUUUUACUGAAUGCUUACAAGAUCGUGGAGCAGAUAUUAAGGUUGUAAAGUGGGAUGGCUCUACUCACUUAGAACACUACAAGCAUUAUCCUAUUCGAUACAGAGCUGUUGUGGCCAGUUUUCUCGAGAAGGCAACUUCAGUCUAUUCCCAUAGGAUCAAGAAACUCGGAGAAACAAAUGGCUUGCACGAUGAGAUCUCCGAGCUAAUCUUCAACCUGCAGAAAGCAACAGUGAACUCAAACCAAAGCCUUAGGAGAGUUGCCGUUGGACCUAGUGACCACUUUUUCUUGCCAAGUUCAGCCGAAUGUCACAACGGUAGAGAGACCAAUUCUAAACAAGAUGAACAAAGAGAACAACCGUUCUCUCUACCUGUACCCCCUACCAUUAACGCUCACAGCGUCCUCGGCCAAAUUCUCUUUGAUGCUUGUGUUCCAAAGAACAUCGAAGGUUGGGAUAUUAGAUUUUCGGGUUGUGUAAAGGGGCAACCAUUUUCUUCUGAUCGUAGGUCUUCUUUCCUUGGUAUCAAGUCCAGUCGUCGUUCGAGAUUAUAGUGCAUGUCUUUUACGAUUUCAAUUUGGGGCACCUCAUUAGCUUCAUUGUUUGUUUAUCUGUGGUUUUUUUUUUUUGGCCUCUUCCUUUUUGUGGUCUAAUCCUCUGGCAAGAAGUGUACAGGUAGUUCAGGAAUAUGAACAUAUAUAUAUUGUAUUAGACUAUAUGUAUAGGACUGUUUGUAUGUGAGCUUUAUGAAAUUGUUCUGAUGACAAUUUGAAAGUUCAUAUAUGUGUACAAACAUCUUUUUUUUGUUCUUUUUUCUAGUGAAACAGUCAUGAGAGCAAAUUUGAAAUAA